Bradysia coprophila is the source of this 507-nucleotide messenger RNA. RefSeq lists its product as uncharacterized. The record is from RefSeq and is a predicted model, not a curated record. NCBI's taxonomy places the organism in Eukaryota, Metazoa, Arthropoda, Insecta, Diptera, Sciaridae.
AUGGUAUUGGAAAUGGUAAUCAAGAUGCGAAAAGUGUGUGAUAACUACAAUAGUCAGCCAAUAUCAACGUCGAUGAGUACGCCAAUAAAUGAAGCUAAUGUGAUGCAUGUCACCGGCGAUAAUGGCUUUAGCAUAUACGAACGGAGUAUCGAUUUCCAUGCGAAUUUCGGUGGUGAUCAGAAUGUGGCAACAACCAAAGAUACAGCAACACGACCAGUGUCCAGUCAGAUCGAACCAAAUUUAUUGCUCAAAAAUGUUAAUAACAACAAUCACGUGACCAGUACGGCAGCAGCCAGAGAAAUUGAAAAUAUUGACGAUAUUCCGGCGGUCAAAGGCAAAUUGGAUGAUGACGAUAAGUCGACGCCCGAUCAUCAUGCACGGCGACCGAUGAACGCUUUUCUGAUAUUUUGUAAGCGGCAUCGAGCUAUUGUUCGUGAAAAGUAUCCGAAUUUGGAAAAUCGAAUGUUACAAUCACUGUCACGGUGGUAUUUUGUCUCACAAACAUAG